AUGAGCUGUGCCACCCCCACUGACAAAAUCUACCGAAGGGUGACAUGUUCACCCAAACGACCACCUCAACCCCUCUGCGAGACUCUCCGAGAGGCAGAUAAGGCACGAUGUCGGCUCGACCCCUGCGAAUGCAAGGAAGAUAAAUGCGGACUCCAACCACGCCGCAUUCCCUUGCUAGGCACAGAAGAUCCCCCACCGGAGAAAUCUAAACGUGCUUUUGGUAUGCAAGCAGAGCAAGGCAUCUGGGAUAUUGGGAAGCCGCUCCCAAGCAGAGUUUACCUACCUCUGAGGCGAUCACGAUUUCGUGUAAGAUAUGAAAGGGGCCUCUAUCCUUUCCACCUCGACUAUUCAGCAGACGUUUCCGUCGCUAGGAUCACCUGGUGUGUCGAUAUGGAGCAGUAUGAUAUUACUGAUCUGCUGAAAGACACGCUUGAAGCACAGUCGGAUGAUUCGCAUUGGGCACACGUAGGACACUUGGUCUUCAUGGACUUGCUGAAGCACUUGCCCCCUGUAAAAUUGGCUGGCACACUGCCUUCCUUCUCCAUUGAGUUCAGGAAGAUGAUGCGUAGAAAUAACGAAGAAAUAGCGCGACGUCUUCUGAAAAUGCUAAAGGAACUGGCCCUAGUGGUGACUAGCAUUGGUCCCGAAUUAGCCUUCUAUGCACACGACCUUUUCAAUCUCUGCAACCAGUGGCUGGAGCGAUACAAGGAGGUCGGUGAUCGCAUUGUCUACGAGCAGAAGAAGCGCAUUCACCUGAAUGACCUCACUGACGAACUGCACGCCAUUUUUGAGGUAGUAUCGGGAGCUGAGCAUGACUACGCAGUAGCAGGCAUGAAGUUGGCCAUUCCCACCUACCGGAUUCCCGAGAAGGCGGCAAAUCCACCAGGAAAAUGA
Molecule: messenger RNA, 894 nt
Organism: Echinococcus granulosus
Lineage: Eukaryota; Metazoa; Platyhelminthes; Cestoda; Cyclophyllidea; Taeniidae
Product: Parkin coregulated gene protein
Exons: 2
Coding region: 1-894 (297 amino acids)
Molecular function (GO): Hsp90 protein binding; Hsp70 protein binding
Source: RefSeq, a predicted model, not a curated record